This is a messenger RNA of Aspergillus chevalieri, 2523 nucleotides long. Its product is annotated as putative DNA ligase I. The record is from RefSeq and is a predicted model, not a curated record. Gene Ontology annotation, biological process: lagging strand elongation; double-strand break repair via alternative nonhomologous end joining; DNA recombination. NCBI's taxonomy places the organism in Eukaryota, Fungi, Ascomycota, Eurotiomycetes, Eurotiales, Aspergillaceae. Bases 1 to 2523 code for a protein of 840 amino acids. The transcript has a single exon. Gene Ontology annotation, molecular function: DNA binding; DNA ligase (ATP) activity; ATP binding. Gene Ontology annotation, cellular component: DNA ligase III-XRCC1 complex.
AUGUCCAGCCCCGCAAAGAAGCGUAAGAGAAAUGCCCCAGAAUUCACUCCGCAGCAAACGCGGAGCAUAGCGUCAUUCUUCCAGGGCCAAGCGACCAAGAAGGCAGAGCAAGCAGAAAAUCAAUUAGAUGGAACGGCUCAUGAUACAGGGCAGACACUUUCAGAUGAAGCACUUGCUCGCAAGCUUCAAAAAGACUGGAAUGAAGAGGAAAGCUCCCCAGCUUCAACAACGCAAGAUCCCGAACGUACUACUAGUAGUACUACAACGCCCCCAAUCACAUCAAUAGAAGAGCCAAAAUCUAAGGCCCAAAAGAAAAACACACUUUCACUACAGUCAUCCGCAGGCACGGAAGAUACAAUCUCCCUCUCAAUGCCCUUGGACCAGAGUCCGUUGAGCUUCGACGCAGCGAAAUACGCAAACCAACUGCAAUCGCAUUGGGCUGCAGAAGGAGGAGAUGCGACGUAUGCUCUAUUAACGAGGGCUUUUGUCCUGGCAAAUGCGACGACCAGUCGGAUUCGGAUUGUCGACACGCUGGUCAAUUUCCUUCGGGUUCUGAUUGAGGGAGAUCCCAGCAGCGUUCUCCCAGCUGUAUGGCUCGCAACGAACUCAAUAUCGCCUCCGUAUGAAGAGAUCGAGCUUGGCCUUGGAGGCUCGUCAAUAUCCAAGGCGCUGAAGAAAGUCUAUGGGUUGACUAGUCAAGGGCUCAAGGCGCUCUACAAUAGACAUGGAGAUGCCGGUGAUGUGGCAUUUGAAGCGAAGAAAAAGCAGACUUUCACAUUGGCAAGACCGAAACCCUUAAAGAUCAAGGGGGUAUACCAGUCACUUCUGAGGAUUGCUGCGAGCAAAGGGCAAGGGAGUCAAGAAACGAAACAAAGAAUUGUCGAAAAGUUGCUACAAGAUGCGCGCGGCGCGGAAGAGAGUCGCUACAUUGUCCGGACGCUCGUGCAGAACCUCCGUAUUGGCGCUGUAAAGACAACCAUGCUCAUUGCGCUGGCGCGGGCGGUUGUACAUUCCAAGCCCACGGGCGCAGAGUUCAGCGUCCGUCCUCAACAGGACCUGGCACAUCUCAAGAAAGGGGAGCUAUCCGAGAUUUAUACUCACGCAGAAGAAAUCGUCAAAGCUUCUCACGCAAGACACCCGAACUAUAACGACCUUGUCCCUUGUCUUCUCGAGAUUGGGGCAUCUGGAGAGCUUCUAGUGCGAUGUGGUUUGCAGAUGCAUAUCCCAUUGAGACCAAUGCUGGGCAGCAUUACAAGAGACCUGUCAGAGAUGUUGACCAAAUUACAAGGGAGAGAUUUCAGCUGCGAAUACAAAUACGACGGGCAACGGGCCCAAGUUCAUUGUGACGAAAGUGGGAAGGUAUCCAUCUUCUCUCGCCAUUUAGAGCAAAUGACGGACAAGUACCCAGAUCUGGUAUCAUUAGCCCCGCAAAUCCGGGGAGAAAGCGUUUCGAGCUUCAUUCUCGAAGGAGAGGUCGUUGCCGUAAACCGUGAGACUGGGGAACUACUGCCAUUUCAAAUCCUUGCGAAUCGAGCAAAGAAGAAUGUUGAAAUCGGAGAUAUCAAAGUCAACGUUUGUCUCUUCGCGUUCGACCUGAUGUACCUAAACGGCGAACCACUACUCGACCGACCAUUCCGCGAACGACGAGAAUUCCUCCGUAGCUUAUUCGUUGAGACCUCAAACCAAUUCACAUGGGUCAAAAGCCUCGACGCGACAUCCGCCGACUCGGAAACAGUCCUCGAAUUCUUCAAAAGCGCCACAGAUGUCAAAUGCGAAGGCAUCAUGGUCAAAGUCCUCGACAACACCGACCCACUAUCGAUCAACCCCCAAACCGAAGAAAUUCCCAGCAAUGACCUUACCACCGCAGAACCUUACCUCAAGUCCGAAGAAGAAGAAAAGUCCAAAACCCAAACUCAACCCAAAGAAAAAUCCACCCGUCGCAAACCCCUCCUCUCCACCUACGAACCCGACAAACGCCUCGACUCCUGGCUCAAAGUCAAAAAGGACUACACCACCUCCUCCGAGACGCUCGACCUAAUCCCCGUCGCAGGCUGGCACGGCCAAGGCCGCAAAGCAAAAUGGUGGUCGCCGAUCCUCCUCGCCGUCCGGAACCCAGACUCCGGCAGCUUGGAGGCAGUAACGAAAUGCAUGUCCGGCUUCACGGAUAGAUUUUACUUGGCCAAUAAAGAAAAGUACGCCGAGGGGUCGACAAACCUCAUCUCCAGACCCAGCUACGUUGAGUACCCCGGUGAACCGGACGUGUGGUUUGAACCGCAGGAGGUCUGGGAGAUGGCGUUUGCGGAUAUCACGCUGAGCCCGACAUAUCGCGCUGCGGUUGGGCUGGUGAGUGAGGAACGGGGGCUGAGUUUGCGGUUUCCGAGAUUUUUGAAGGUGAGGGAGGAUAAGUCUGUUGAAGAGGCGAGUACGGGUGAUGAUUUGGCGGUUUUGUGGAGGAAGCAAGUGGAGAGGUCGAGGUCAGAAGGAGAGCCCGAGCCUGCUAGCAAUGAAAUGGAGAUGGAAUAA